Messenger RNA from Pongo pygmaeus (Bornean orangutan), 2312 nucleotides. RefSeq names its product indoleamine 2,3-dioxygenase 2 (gene IDO2). Lineage: Eukaryota; Metazoa; Chordata; Mammalia; Primates; Hominidae. The coding region runs from base 299 to 1522 and encodes 407 amino acids. The transcript has 10 exons. Gene Ontology annotation, biological process: 'de novo' NAD+ biosynthetic process from L-tryptophan. The record is from RefSeq and is a predicted model, not a curated record. Gene Ontology annotation, molecular function: heme binding; L-tryptophan 2,3-dioxygenase activity; metal ion binding. Gene Ontology annotation, cellular component: cytoplasm.
UUGUCUCUGGGGUUAAAACCGCUUUUCUCAUAUUGGUGUGUAAGAGAAAAUGAGGGAAUUUCUUUGCGUUUGUUUGGUUUGUCUGUUUGUUUAAUCGGCAUUUUUAAAAUAAUUUACUCAGCCCUGUCUCAGAGAAAGUCCACGAUGAUCUGGAAUUCAACCUCAGGGAAAAGUUCUCUCCUGUGCCUGAGACACUGCGCAACUAACUGGAACUGAAGGAUGGAAACUGGGUGUUUAAUAUAUUAGGAACAGUUGAUUCUUCAGUGACACUUUCCAUGCAGAUACUUCAAACAAAAUAAUGGAGCCCCAAAGACCGAAUGUGAAGACAGCAGUGCCAUUGUCUUUGGAAAGCUAUCACAUAUCUGAAGAGUGUGGCUUUCUUCUUCCAGAUUCUCUGAAAGAACUUCCAGAUCAUUAUAGGCCUUGGAUGGAAAUUGCCAACAAACUUCCUCAAUUGAUUGGUGCUCACCAGCUUCGAGCUCAUGUGGACAAGAUGCCCCUGCUGAGCUGCCAGUUCCUGAAGGGUCACCGGGAGCAGCGCCUGGCCCACCUGGUCCUGAGCUUCCUCACCAUGGGUUAUGUCUGGCAGGAAGGAGAGGCGCAGCCUGCAGAGGUCCUGCCAAGGAAUCUUGCCCUUCCAUUUGUCGAAGUCUCCAGGAACUUGGGGCUCCCUCCUAUCCUGGUCCACUCAGACUUGGUGCUGACGAACUGGACUAAAAAAGAUCCAGAUGGAUUCCUGGAAAUUGGGAACCUGGAGACCAUCAUCUCAUUUCCUGGGGGAGAGAGCCUGCAUGGUUUUAUACUGGUGACUGCUUUGGUGGAGAAAGCAGCAGUGCCUGGGAUAAAGGCUCUUGUUCAGGCCACGAAUGCUAUCUUGCAGCCCAACCAGGAGGCCCUGCUCCAAGCCCUGCAGCAACUGAGACUGUCUAUUCAGGACAUCACCAAAACCUUAGGACAGAUGCACGAUUAUGUAGAUCCAGACAUAUUUUAUGCAGUCAUCCGGAUCUUUCUCUCUGGAUGGAAAGACAACCCAGCAAUGCCUGCAGGGCUGAGAUAUGAAGGAGUUUCCCAAGAGCCCCUGAAAUACUCUGGCGGGAGUGCAGCUCAGAGCACAGUGCUUCAUGCCUUUGAUGAGUUCUUAGGCAUUAAUCAUAGCAAGGAAAGUGCUGACUUUCUGUACAGAAUGAGGGAUUACAUGCCUCCUUCCCAUAAGGCCUUCAUAGAAGACAUCCACUCAGCACCUUCCCUGAGGGACUAUGUCCUGUCCUCUGGACAGGACCACUUGCUGACAGCUUAUAACCAGUGUGUGCAGGCCCUGGCAGAGCUGCGGAGCUAUCACAUCACCAUGGUCACCAAAUACCUCAUCACAGCUGCAGCCAAGGCAAAGCAUAGGAAGCCAAACCAUCUCCCAGGGCCUCCUCAGGCUUUAAAAGACAGGGGCACAGGUGGAACCGCAGUUAUGAGCUUCCUUAAGAGUGUCAGGGAUAAGACCUUGGAGUCAAUCCUUCACCCACGUGGUUAGGAGGCUGCCCUCUCCCCAGCAAUGCAGAGCCCCCAUGGAGGGCCGGUGGGCCUGGAGAAUGAGGGUCAGGGUUCUGCCUGGGAUCAUCCAGGAAGGAUCUCAGCCCUGUUCAUGUUUCUGCUCUACAGAGCACUAUAUUCUCCUUGUUGAGAGCUGUUGACUUCACCAAGGACAGUUGAUGUGGCCAAGCCUUUCCUUCCCUACCUGAUCACUGCUUAACAGCAAGUAUAAUGGAUACUUCCUCAUGCAGAACCCCCAGAGGACUGACUGUACGCCAUUCUCUUUGCCAAGUAAUGGAAAACCAAUCUAAAUUUCAAAAAUCAGAUAAAAUUGCCCGGGGAUACAUUACUUGUUGAUUUUCUUAAAAAAACAAAUUCACUUAACAAUUCAUUAAGUUCAUACUGAGCACUGCCUCCAAGAUUAGAAUAAGGAUUUCUGUGGUCCCAGACCAGCCCUCUUCUCCCUGAAUGUGUUGAGUUGGUGGCAGGAGGUUGGAAAUGCUCCAGUGGAGAUGGGAAGUAGAGGAUGCUGACAAUAGGGACUUGGAAGUCACUAGUUUGAAAAUGAGCAGUUAAUGAUACGGGAAUGGAUGAGACUUUCCACAUGGUACCCAGAUUUGCAAAUUCUAUUGUAAUGCCUUUAUUUUUAGAAGAAUUAUUCUCUCUUCUUACUCUGAAAAUCUGUAUUUGUAAAAUGAAUGAAUGGAUCCUAUAUAAGUAAAUAAGAAAACUGGGAAUAAGUAGUAAAUCGAUGUGUUUAGUGUGCAAAUAAAUGUAAAUACUUUUAUUGA